Zea mays is the source of this 1594-nucleotide messenger RNA. RefSeq names its product Acyl transferase/acyl hydrolase/lysophospholipase superfamily protein. Gene Ontology annotation, biological process: triglyceride catabolic process; lipid homeostasis. The record is from RefSeq and is marked predicted. The transcript is spliced from 7 exons. Bases 84 to 1274 code for a protein of 396 amino acids. Gene Ontology annotation, cellular component: membrane; cytoplasm; lipid droplet. Gene Ontology annotation, molecular function: triacylglycerol lipase activity. NCBI's taxonomy places the organism in Eukaryota, Viridiplantae, Streptophyta, Magnoliopsida, Poales, Poaceae.
CACGACGCAGAAUUGCAGCCGAAUCCAUCGGAGCCCACGGCCGCACGCCCGCAGCCCGGCCAGCGGCCACCGCAUCGCCUCGUAUGCUCCGCGCUUGCACACGCGUCGGCGGCGCGGGCGCGGGCGGCUGCGGCCGACGAGAACGCCUCAUGGCCUCCCUCAUCCCCUUCCUCCCUCCCUCACCUUACUCCACUCACCUCCCGCGCCAGCCCCAGUCCCAGCCGCCGACAGCCGCUACCCAGCCCGCCGCAGCGGCGCGCCCAUCCCGGUUCCGCCUCCUGUUCGCGCGCGCCGCGGCGCAGCGGCAGCGCGACUCCGAGCCGGCGCCGGCGGCCGAGGAGAGGCGGUCGCUGGCCGUCAGAACGGGGGAGCUGUUCCUGGGGCUGGCGGCGCUGCUGCUGCGCGGGACCGGGGCCGAGCGUAGCGGUGGGGCCGCGGUGGAGGAGAUGGAGGCGAGGGACGGGGUAGUGUGGGAGCAGCGCCCCCAGGACGUGGACGCGGAGCGGCGGCGACGGGAGCUCACUAGCCCAGGUUUCAGCUUCUCCGCCGCGGGGCUGCUCUUCCCCUACCACCUCGGCGCCGCGCAGUGCCUCAUGGACCGCGGAUACAUCACCGAGACAACUCCGUUAGCUGGCUCAUCAGCUGGUGCCAUAAUCUGUGCAGUGAUCGCAUCUGGGAACACAAUGCAAGAUGCUCUGCAGGUGACCAAAGUUCUAGCUGACAACUGCCGAAGUAAAGGCACGGCGUUUCGCCUUGGGGCUGUACUCAAGGAUGUCCUUGUUGAGUUUCUCCCAGAUGAUCUUCACAUUAGAUGCAAUGGAAGAAUUCGUGUUGCUAUUACUCAGCUAUCCUGGAGGCCUAGGGCCUUGCUGGUGGACCAAUUUGACUCCAAAGAAGAUGUCAUUAAUGCAGUAAUUACAUCCUCCUUUAUUCCUGGAUACUUAGCACCCAGGCCAGCUACCUUCUUCCGUAAUAGGCUCGGCAUUGAUGGGGGCCUUACAUUGUUUAUGCCGCCCACUUCUGCUGCAGAAACAGUCCGAAUAUGUGCUUUUCCAGCCAGCCGUUUGGGAUUGCAAGAUAUUGGGAUCAGUCCCGAUUGCAAUCCAGAGAACAGGGCUAGCCCAAGACAGCUGUUUAACUGGGCUCUGGAACCUGCUGCUGAUGAAACUCUAGACAAAUUAUACGAGCUUGGGUACCUGGACGCAGCUGUAUGGGCUGAGCAGAAUUAUGCUGAGCUUAUCGCCAAGAAUGAUCAAUCCCUUGUCGCUGAUUGAAUUGAGUUCAGUUUGCCCAGAAGUAAUUUUGGUAUCCAAAGCUGAGUUCAUGAGAAUCCAUGCCUGUAAUAUAUUGUAAAGAUAGCACCGUCAUUGUCGAAGGUGGCAUUGUUCUGCAUUGGAUUUGGGUGUUUAUGCCAGCAUUUUCGUAGCUGUGACAAUAGUGUAGAACAGGUUGCUAGCAUGGCCAUAAAAACUGAUCAGCAUAAUCAAAUGUAUAGAUUAUAGAUGAUGAGGUUUGACCUGAGCCUAAAACAGGGGGAUAAUGGUCCUAUUUGUUUCAGUUUUUUUUUUAGUUUCUGGCCGUUAGAAGUUGCUGC